Vigna unguiculata (cowpea) is the source of this 1322-nucleotide messenger RNA. RefSeq names its product heat stress transcription factor B-4d-like. The record is from RefSeq and is a predicted model, not a curated record. NCBI's taxonomy places the organism in Eukaryota, Viridiplantae, Streptophyta, Magnoliopsida, Fabales, Fabaceae. Gene Ontology annotation, cellular component: nucleus. Gene Ontology annotation, molecular function: DNA-binding transcription factor activity; RNA polymerase II cis-regulatory region sequence-specific DNA binding. Gene Ontology annotation, biological process: regulation of transcription by RNA polymerase II.
CUGUUUCAUGGAGUUGUAAAACUAUGAGUAAUGAUAGUUGCAUAUGUGCUUAGUGUACACUUUGUUAGCAUCACAUCAUGUUGUUUAUUAUACUUUUUCUUCUGUGUCUGUUAAUCUCUCUUUAGGGUCUAAUAGCAUAGUAGCACAUAAGUAUGCAUGCAUCAUAUAAUGUGAGAGAGAGAGGUUCUUUAAAACUUGGUGGUGUGUGGUAAAAGUGAAUGAAGAGAAGAAGAGCUCCAAAGCAUAGUAUUGGAAGCAGUGAUGGCUUUCACACUAGAGAGGUGUGAAGAUAGCAUGGUGUUCACCAUGGAGUCUCAGAAAUCUGUGCCUGCUCCAUUUCUGACAAAAACAUACCAACUUGUUGAUGAUCCUCGCACUGACCACAUUGUGUCUUGGGGUGAUGAUGAAACCACUUUUGUUGUGAGAAGACCCCCAGAGUUUGCUAGAGAUCUUCUUCCAAACUAUUUCAAGCACAACAACUUCUCAAGCUUUGUUAGACAGCUAAAUACCUAUGGUUUCAAGAAGGUAGCUGCUGAUAGAUGGGAGUUUGCAAAUGAAUACUUCAGAAAAGGAUCUAAGCACCUUCUAUGUGAAAUCCACAGGAGGAAAGCCCCUCACCCUUAUCAACAACAUUACCAUAUGCAUGACCAACCACCACAGCUUCUUCAGCCAGAUGAGAAUCUGUGUUGGAUUGAUACUCCUCCAUUACCAUCUCCUAAGCCAGGGAAUGAUAUCUUAACAGCACUUUCUGAGGACAACCAGAGACUGAGGAGAAAGAACUUCAUGCUGUUAUCAGAACUCACCCACAUGAAGAAUCUAUACAAUGACAUCAUAUAUUUCAUACAAAAUCAUGUAAGUCCUGCUUCCUAUGAACAAAGAAGCAGCAGUGCUAUUCUGAAGCUGGUAGAAUUGGAUUCAUCACCUCAUCAAUCUCCAAGUUUUAUUAGACCAGUUAAGAGCCAUAUCAUGGAAAAGUCUUUGGUAAGUUCUUCUAGUGAUGAGCCUAAUAGUUCUGUGAAGCUCUUUGGGGUUCCUCUAUGUGGCAAAAAGAGAUUGCACCCAGGUAACCUUGAUCAACAAGAAUAGUAUGAAGUUCUUAGUCAGAAAGAACUGAAUUCACAUUAUGUUUAUCAGCUUUUAUUGAACAACUCUCACUGAUUUUUCUGACAUUUGAAGAGAGGCAUGUAUAGAAGAGGCUUGUGUUCAGAUUAGCUAGACUUGUUUCCUUAGAACUUUCUUCUAGAUUCUAUGUUUCUGAAAGAAAAAAGAGAACAGUUGUUUGCUUAUUUUAUAGUCCAAAAAUAAAAUAGCUUGUUAGUUAA